Messenger RNA from Saccoglossus kowalevskii, 570 nucleotides. Its product is annotated as BMP-binding endothelial regulator protein-like. NCBI's taxonomy places the organism in Eukaryota, Metazoa, Hemichordata, Enteropneusta, Harrimaniidae. The record is from RefSeq and is a predicted model, not a curated record.
AUGGCGCAAGACACCGCAUGUAUAAUUAAAGGCGACCCCCAUUAUCUCACCUUCGAUGGACUCAAGUAUGAUCAUAUGGGAAAUUGCAGUUACGCUGUCGUUGCUUGGUGUGGUGGAACGUUUGCUACAAGGCCAUGGCAAGUUAUAUCAGUUCGCACCAAGGAGAUAAAUCCCAAGCGACCUGGCCAUACCCGUAUUGUUGGUGUAAUUUUGCGUCGAUUUGGCACAGGUCACUUUACCGAAGUUAUCGCUCCAGAUUGCAGUGUCAAGUUGAAUGGACGGAAUAUGGACCUUGAAUCUCAACCGUUUAGAAACUUUCCAAACCACGGAAGUAUAGAACGCGUCGGUGAAUUCAUUGUAGUUGAAUCGUUCAACCAAUACAGAGCCGUCUUCGAUUGUGAAAAGAAAAGAUUGGACAUCUUUAUAACAUACGAAGGAGCUGCUGGCAACCUUUGCGGUCUAUGUGGUAAUUACAAUGGCGACGCCAGUGAAGCAGACGAGUUUCAGGGGCAUGGGUCACUGGAUGCCCUCGCAGAAGCCUUUCGAUCUCCGGAUCCGGAUUUACAGUAA